AUGGGAGUGCAAUUAGCAGCAGAGCAGGCAGGGUUCGUUGAAAUGGAGAAUGUUAUUUUCACAGAUUCAGAGUUGGUGCAUCAUGUAAGGGACGCCCUCAGAGCUGCCCUCUUGGGAGACACUGACAAUUAUAACCAGCUAGUUGGCGUGUUGCACCACAGUGAACGCCUAGCUCCCGAUGAGGUGGCCCUUCUUGUGGCUGCAUCCAGUGGGAAAUAUGUUGAUUUAUGCUUGGAUAUGCUCGUAAGCAAUUUUAUGCCUCCUUAUUCUUUCCUAGAAUCGCUGAAGGAGCCUCGUGGUAUUGCAAGAAAGGAUCAAGUUCUUGAUCGUGUGCAUUUAGCACUGAAAGACAUUGCUGAUUUAUUGCCUCUUAUCCCUUGGAGAUUGGAGAAAAUAAUCAUUGAUAGAAUGCCAAAUAUAUAUACAAAAGAACCUUUGAUCGUGAUAUAUGUGGAGAACAUGUUAAGGUUGGAGAGUGGUCCCAUGGGAGAACUUGUUGGGAGCAUGAUGAUUACUGCAGUGAUGGAUAGGCUGAUAGAUUUGGAUGUGGAAAUACCAUGGGAGGAAAUUUUACAGGAUGAUUCCAAUAAAGGCAUCUUUGAGAUGGAGCUUGAAGAUUUGGAAGUCUCUGCAUAUUAUGCUGAGAAUGACGGUGAUGAGGAUAGAUUAUCCAAAAGUCUGAGCAAUUUUAAGUUGAAAGCAAAAUUGGAUAGUGGAAAUGACUGGCGGUGCUUUGGAAAAGACACAUUCAGCACAGUGGAUAAGCCCCUUGACAGACAGGCAUAUAGAACAGUUUCAGCCCUUCUCUUGGCACCAUCAAGAGUUCGUCCUGAUGACUGUGUGUAUUUCCCUACUCAAUAUGGAGGAAGGUUGACGUUGUCCUUAAGUUAUACAGAAAUUAAUGUGGAACUGCAACUUCCAAGGGAAUUUUUGAGGCAAAGGCUAUUUGGGGGAAACUUAGUUGCUGAAAAAUUAGAUAGCUUGCUGGUGCUCACACUGGAACACCUUAAAUCCUGUAAUGAUGGUGGCCGUUUGAUUCAAGUAUUCGAAUGUCUCCUCCAGUCAUUUGACAAAACUGUUUUGACUGCUUACAAAUCAAAAUUUACCCAGUUUGUAGUGUUCUAUGUCUGUUCACUAGAUCCUGAAAAUUGUGGAAAGAAGUUUGCGAGUAUGCUUGCAAAUAUUUUUAUGAAUGAUGUCUAUGCCGAAAGAAGGAUGAGUGCUGUUGCUUAUCUUGCUAGUUAUUUGUCUCGUGCAAAGUUUCUACCCCCGUCAUAUGUUGCUACCAUGUUGGAAAGUCUGGUAGAUUGGUGUUCAGAUUAUUGCAAAAGCCAGGAUGGUGACGUUAAUCCAAAAGCACAUAGAGUGUUUUAUUCCGGAUGUCAGGUAUGUGAUGAUUUGACACCACCUCUGAUUAUUCCCAGAGCUUAA
Ilex paraguariensis (yerba mate) is the source of this 1431-nucleotide messenger RNA. NCBI's taxonomy places the organism in Eukaryota, Viridiplantae, Streptophyta, Magnoliopsida, Aquifoliales, Aquifoliaceae. The record is from the annotation of a GenBank genome assembly.